UAUAUCCUCCAUCACCAAUCAAUUACAUUACAUAAUCUAAAAAAUUAGUGUAAAACGUGGGUGGUACAUAAUUUUUCGUAGUAAUAAAACGAUAAAUAAUAAAAUAAAACCAGUUAAAAACAGCAAAAACCCCAGUCCUCUUGUCGUUAGCAUUCCUCUGCUCGACAAUGGCGUGGUGUUGGACGAACCUGUCCGUCACUUAUCUCUCUCUCCUCUUCCGCUUCAUUGUGGCCGUCGGGUGGACCGUGGAUCUACGAACCACGCCGGAAGGCUACCUCCAGGUACUUCCGGGUGCAGCGUUCAAGAUCUCUCUGUUUGCUGACCUGCACUUUGGCGAGAACGCUUGGAACGAUUGGGGUCCUCAACAAGAUGUCAAUUCUCUGAAAGUCAUGUCCACUGUACUUGAUUUAGAAAACCCAGAUUUUGUAAUUUAUCUUGGGGAUGUCAUCACGGCUAAUAACAUGGCAAUUGCAAAUGCAACCUUGUAUUGGGAUCAAGCAAUCUCUCCAACAAAAGCCAGAGGCAUACCAUGGGCAAGUCUGUUUGGAAACCAUGAUGAUGCACCAUUUGAGUGGCCAAUGGAGUGGUUUUCGGCCAGUGGGAUUCCUCAACUUCAGUGCCCUGCAUCAAGGUCUUCUUACUCAGAUAUUGCAGAAAAGAAACAAUUUAGAAUUUCUCACUUGAAACAAUUGCUCCAAAAGUAUUUCAUAUUGCAUUCCCUCAAGCAAAGUCAAACUACAAUGUCAGGUGAACAACAUUGUAGCUUCAGAGGCACACGACGUUUAGAGCUGAUGAGAAAUGAGAUUGCGCACAACACAUUAUCAUACUCUAGAGCUGGUCCUAAGGAGCUUUGGCCAAGCAUAUCCAACUAUGUUCUUCAACUCUCAUCAUCAAAUGAUUCCAAAUCACCAGUGGCAUUCCUGUACUUUAUUGAUUCCGGUGGUGGUACCUAUCCAGAAGUUGUAUCAAGAAGUCAAGCAGACUGGUUCCAGAGAAAAUCCCAUGAGCUUAACCCUGAUUCAAGGGUGCCCGAGAUAAUCUUCUGGCAUAUACCAAGUAAAGCCUAUGAGAAGGUGGCUCCAAUGCUUCUGUUUAUGUCGUCGUGUGUGGGUUCCAUUAACAAAGAGAGAAUUGCUCCUCAACAAGCUGAAAUGGGCAUUAUGAAACUUCUUGAAGGCAGGCCGUCUGUCAAGGCAGUGUUUGCAGGUCACAACCAUGGAUUAGACUGGUGCUGCCCUUACAAGAAACUAUGGCUGUGUUAUGCUAGGCACACCGGGUACGGUGGAUAUGGAAACUGGCCUAGGGGAGCUAGAAUUUUGGAGAUCACUUCGCAGCCCUUCUCCCUCAAAUCAUGGAUAAGGAUGGAAGAUGGUAAUUCGCAUAGUGAAGUUAUCUUGAGCUCUUAAAGUGUUUCCUUUAUAUUUAUUUAAUUUUCUUCCAAGGGAACAGUAAAUACUUGAAGAAAAAA
This is a messenger RNA of Camellia sinensis, 1468 nucleotides long. NCBI's taxonomy places the organism in Eukaryota, Viridiplantae, Streptophyta, Magnoliopsida, Ericales, Theaceae. The record is from RefSeq and is a predicted model, not a curated record.